Chrysoperla carnea is the source of this 1967-nucleotide messenger RNA. It is a transcript of the gene RSG7, whose product is annotated as regulator of G-protein signaling 7. Gene Ontology annotation, biological process: intracellular signal transduction; regulation of G protein-coupled receptor signaling pathway; G protein-coupled receptor signaling pathway. The transcript is spliced from 7 exons. Bases 224 to 1771 code for a protein of 515 amino acids. The record is from RefSeq and is a predicted model, not a curated record. Lineage: Eukaryota; Metazoa; Arthropoda; Insecta; Neuroptera; Chrysopidae.
UUGAUAUUUUUUCAUUUUUUUCAAUUCGAGUAUUUUUGAGAAAUGUUGUUUGUGGAUAUUUGAAAUCGAUAGUUUUAUUUAUAUUUAUUUAUCGCAUUAUAAAUUUGGGCUUAAUGGUGCUGAAUGCUAAUGUUAUCAAUAUUUCAGAUUUUUCAUUUGAAUUCAAAAAGUGAACUGUGGAAUUGUGAGACAUUUGAAUUGAAAUUUAAAGACGUGCAGAGCGAUGGUCACUAUGAGUUCUGAUAAGUUCGCUUCGCGACACAAAGUUGAUCGCACAGAUGCGUCUGCAAGCGGGACAACCCAUGCAACGCCCAGCAGCAGUAAUUUAAAUGCAACAAAUGAAUCAUGUAAUUCGAUAAGUUCAACAAUUCCAGUAACGAUAUCGACAGACGAUGCUUCGAAUAUACCAAAUUUUCUUGUGUAUCAAAAAAUGGAAAAAAUAGUUGAGAAAAUGCAAGAUGAAGUAAGUGGCGUUCCAGUACGUACAGUUAAAAGUUUAAUGUCAAAAAUUCCAUCAGUUUUUACUGGUUCCGAUCUGAUUAUGUGGAUGAUAAAAAAUUUAAAAAUGGAUCAAACGGAAGCAUUACAUUUAGCACAUUUAAUGGCAGCGCAUGGCUAUUUUUUUCCAAUUGAUGAACAUAUGCUUACUGUUAAAAAUGAUAAUUCCUUUUAUCGAUUUCAAACCCCAUAUUUUUGGCCCUCAAAUUGUUGGGAACCUGAGAAUACUGAUUAUGCUGUUUAUUUAUGUAAGCGAACAAUGCAAAAUAAAACUCGUCUAGAGUUGGCCGAUUAUGAAGCUGAAAAUUUAGCUCGUUUACAAAAAAUGUUCUCACGUAAAUGGGAAUUUAUAUUCAUGCAAGCGGAAGCUCAAAGUAAAGUUGAUAAGAAACGUGAUAAGUUAGAACGAAAAGUUUUGGAUAGUCAAGAGCGUGCUUUUUGGGAUGUACAUCGACCAAUGCCUGGUUGUGUAAAUACUACAGAAAUAAAUAUAAAAAAAGCGUGUCGUAUGAAUCGUGCGGCAACUGCAAAUAAAUUUUUACAAUUAGGUACGUCUAGUAAUAAAUCAGCGGCACCAAAUAUCGAUCCACAAAAUGAUAACCCAUUGGGUAUGCUAAAAAAACAAAAUGCACGCUUAAAAUUACGAUUAGAACGUCGAAAUAUUAAAAUAUCGAAAGUUGCUGAAGCGAUAAUAAACUAUUAUGAACAAUAUGUGGAAUACGAUUACUUUUUGGUAUCGCCAGAGCAAUCGAAUCCAUGGCUAACAGACAAUCCUGAAUUUUGGGAACAAGAGAAACAAACGAAAGAUAUCUCGGCACGACGUGUUAAACGAUGGUCUUUCUGUCUGCAAGAAGUACUACAAGAUCCAGCUGGACGUGAACAUUUUAUGAAAUUUUUAGAAAAGGAAUUCAGUGGGGAAAAUUUAAAAUUUUGGGAAGCUGUACAAGAAUUAAAAGCGUUACCACAAUCUGCGGUACAAGCUAAAGUCGAAGAAAUAUGGAAUGAAUAUCUAGCACCGGAUGCCAGUUGUCCUAUAAAUGUGGACUCACAUUCGUACGAGACUACGAAAAAGAACAUGGAGAAUCCAGAUCGUUGGGUGUUCGAUGGUGCUGCCGCGCAUGUCUACCAUCUUAUGAAAAGUGAUAGUUAUUCACGGUAUCUCAGAUCGGAAAUGUAUAAGGAUUUUUUGAAUAAUUCCAAAAAAAAGACAUCGAUGAAAGGAAUACGUUCAAUAGUAUCAUUUUCUGCACGCAAAGAAAAUGCAACUACUUAAGAAACCCCGCUCCCUACCCAAAAUUUUCUGAAUUCAAAUUUCAAAUUCGCAAAUCGAUUUGAUACCAAAACAAAAAAAUGGACAAUUUUUUUUUAAAAUUAAUAAUAAGUAUGAUUUAUCCAUAGACUUAUGAAAUAUUAUAUAGAUGCAACAUAUGUCAUUGUAUUUUCUGAGUUUAUGGAGAAAAAAAAAAAGA